Messenger RNA from Drosophila takahashii, 1667 nucleotides. RefSeq names its product fatty-acid amide hydrolase 2-A. Gene Ontology annotation, cellular component: endomembrane system. NCBI's taxonomy places the organism in Eukaryota, Metazoa, Arthropoda, Insecta, Diptera, Drosophilidae. The record is from RefSeq and is a predicted model, not a curated record.
UCAUUCGGUUCUAGUGCGCAAUGGAAAUAUUCCUAAGACUAAUCGUGAUCUUAGUAAAGGCGAUCGCCUUGAUCAUCUCCCCGCUUCUGGACAAAUUUGUUUAUCCUCAAAAAUCCAAAAGGACUCUAAUUCCACCAGUAAGGAACCGCCUGCUCACCCUCAGCGUUCAGGAACUGCGCACUCGCCUUCGAACCCGCCAGUUGACUUCGGUGGAAUUGGUGCGCACUUAUAUCGAACGUAUCGAGGCAGUUAAUAAACAUUUAAAUGCGCUGGUGGAAUCUCGAUUUACGGCUGCUCUGGAGGAAGCCACCGAAACGGAUGACCUCAUAGCCAGUUGCCAAACUGCAGCGGAUGUGGAGAAGCUAUUCGAAGAGCGCCCAUUACUGGGGCUUCCGGUGACCAUAAAGGAGUCGUGUGCCCUGGAGGGCAUGACCUUUGCUGUGGGCAGUCUGUGCAGGAAGAAUAUUAAAGCCCAAGCUGAUGGGGAGGCAGUGAAGCGAUUGAAAGACGCUGGAGCUAUUCCUCUCCUGGUUUCGGCCACUCCCGAAUAUUGCUUCAGCAUGGAGACGGAUACUUUGCUAAAUGGACGGUGUCUGAAUCCCUAUGAUUUCGAGAGGACUCCGGGCGGAAGUUCUGGAGGAGAGGGUUCUUUAAUUGGAGCUGGCGCUUCUCUAUUCGGCAUUGGCUCAGAUAUUGGCGGUUCCAUUCGCAUUCCCAGCUUGUAUUGCGGCAUCUUCGGGCACAAACCAAGCGGAGGCGUAGUGUCCGUAAAGGGACACUUUCCCAAUUCAAAAGAUCCAAGUAUAGAACACUAUUUGGUAGAGGGACCCAUGACUCGAUUCGCUGGGGAUCUUUCCGAUUUACUGCAAGUGAUGGCGGGCAAAGAGAAUUCAGCCAAAUUGCGAUUAAACGAACCCGUCCAACUGAAUCAGAUCAAAGUGCAGUAUGCGCUGGGUUUCGAAGGAAUCAAUGGCUGGAUGCAUACGUCUGUGGAUAAGGACAUAAAGGAAGCAAUUUGCAGAGCGUCAACCCAUUUAAAAUCGCUCGGCUUAGAGGUUACUAAGGCCAAAUUACCCAACCUCGAGAACUCAAUGGAGAUGGCUUUAUCCGGAAUCGCAGGACAAGAUUUAAUGGACUAUCUGCUGGAGGAUGACGAUGCAGCGGGAUCGAAUAAAGUGCUUCAGACUCUCUGGGAGAUGGUCAAGAGUCUAGGAGGUCACUCGAAAUAUACGACCAACUCGCUGAUCUUUGAACUUAUGCGUCGCACUGGCGCCUUUAUGCCGCAAUCAAAGAUGAAUCUUUACAUGGAGGAAACGCGCGGUCUGAUCGGGGAGUUUGCGAAUUUACUUGGAGAUAAUGGAGUGCUGCUUUUCCCGACCUUGAACUUACAUGCUCCGCGGCACAAGUGGUCAGUCUUUUCACUGUGGGGCGUCGAUUUCACCCUGAUGUUUAACGUACUUGGUCUGCCCGUCACCCAUGUUCCGAUGGGUCUGAACGAUCGUGGUCUUCCUGUUGGACUAUCUGUGAUUGGAGCGCCAAAUCAGGACCGAUUGUGCCUCCGAGUGGCCGUGGAGUUGGAGCGAGCCUUCGGCGGAUGGAAGCCACCUGUUCCUCACGACUUUGACGACUAAUCAUAGCUACAUAACAAUUUGUUGACCUUAUAAUUU